Molecule: messenger RNA, 1653 nt
Organism: Leptidea sinapis
Lineage: Eukaryota; Metazoa; Arthropoda; Insecta; Lepidoptera; Pieridae
Product: aquaporin AQPAn.G-like
Exons: 6
Coding region: 187-1038 (283 amino acids)
Biological process (GO): transmembrane transport
Cellular component (GO): plasma membrane
Molecular function (GO): water channel activity
Source: RefSeq, a predicted model, not a curated record
ACUACGUCGGCCUUCAUCAUUUCAGCACACACAAGAUAAGAUGAUGCGCGUAAACAAUGGCAUCGUAAUUCGUUUAAAUCUACGAUUUGUAGACACAGCGAUACCGCGAGCUAUGCACGAGUCGCGCGUCGCUUUUCCGACCCCAGUUGUGAAGUAAAGUUCAGUGGAAUUGGCCAGCGGCUCGGCAUGGCUUCUGAAGAUGACACCAGUACUGUUAUUCGACUCCCCAGCGGUUAUCAAAGGCACUGCAAGAGUAGCAGCAGUGUGGCUGGACGUGCAAGCGAGGGCAACGCACUGUGGCACGUCGUAGCUGCCGAGUUGGUGGGUACUGCGAUGCUGCUGUUCUUCACCUGCCUGCCCGUCUGCUUGCACGGCCAAGGGAGCCAAGACGGCCAUGGACCAACACUUUUGGAGCGGGCGUUUGCAGCCGGCCUACUCGUCGCUUGUAUUGUUCAGUGUUUCGACCACGUAUCGGGUGCGCAGUUGAAUCCUACAGUGACGCUAGCAGCCGCUCUGAGCGGCAAGGUUACGCCAGGUCGAGCAUUGGCUAUGUGCGUGGCGCAGUGCGCGGGAGCUCUGCUGGGUACGACUACAGCUGCUCUGAUCACAGCGGACGUCACAACCUGUGGAGCGCACUGCAUAACCACACCUGCGUCACACUUAUCUUCUUAUCAGGCGAUGACAAUUGAGGGUUGCCUCGGAGGAUGCCUAGCGCUGGCGAACCUCGCCUCCUGGGACGCGCGCAACCGCCGCCUGGUCGACUCGUGGCCGCUGCGCAUCGGUCUCACAGUUGCAGCACUUACUCUCGCUGCGGGUGACUUGACUGGGGCCAGUAUGAACCCAGUUCGUAGUCUCGCACCAGCCAUGCUCGGACGGAAUUUUCAUCAGCUCUGGGUGUACAUCGUGGGUCCUCUGAGCGGCAGCUGUGUGUGCAGCGCCCUCUACCUGUGUGUGUGGCGCGUGUCGCCCCGAGUACCCGCCCGUCCCACUUCGCCGCCCCCCUCGCCCGCAUUCACACGAAAGACACCGCAUAUGUAAGGGCCAACGUACACUUUGGGCCCACAUUCUGGCCAAAUGUAAAGGGCGGUACUUGAUUAUUUGUUCGCCUUUGGUGACAACCAUUGACCUCAGAUACAGAUUAUAUACCACUGGACUGGCGGCUAUCCAAGUACUUUUGUGCCUGUUUGAUAUUCGCCAUUUUGGCGCUGUUGGCCAUUUAGCGAGAGUCUGCGGUACUAAAACUAGUGAUGACAACUGGGUGGGAAACUAUUUAAAAAAAAUGUACUUUAUUACGUUGAUUCUUGGAGUAUAAAUAACACGGAAAACGAAUUUAAUUCAAAAUGCAAAAAUACUUCAGGGUAUUGUACGUUCCUUCGCAGCAAUUUGCCAUACGUCUUAAUUAGUUCUCUGUUCUCUCGCCCGCGCGUGGCGCUUCAAAUAGGCACAAAAAAUUUGCUUUCAAACAUAUGGAACAGCCUGUCCAGUGGUAUAUUUAUACAGGUCAGUGUUGACAAUACUGACAACCAGCCGAAUCAAAUUGGUUUUUUAAGCACACGUCAAACGGAUAUUCUCAGUUUUAACUUUUAGUCAGUAAGCGUUAUUGAAUAAGUAAAUGAUGGUGAAUGAAAAUAAAUAAUGAUUUUCGGUACUUUA